Messenger RNA from Sinocyclocheilus rhinocerous, 1653 nucleotides. Its product is annotated as N-arachidonyl glycine receptor-like. Gene Ontology annotation, biological process: phospholipase C-activating G protein-coupled receptor signaling pathway; positive regulation of Rho protein signal transduction. The transcript has 2 exons. Gene Ontology annotation, cellular component: plasma membrane. The coding region runs from base 114 to 1103 and encodes 329 amino acids. The record is from RefSeq and is a predicted model, not a curated record. NCBI's taxonomy places the organism in Eukaryota, Metazoa, Chordata, Actinopteri, Cypriniformes, Cyprinidae. Gene Ontology annotation, molecular function: G protein-coupled receptor activity.
UGACUUCCUCUGUUAGAUCGAAGCUCGGCUGCGAGGGCACAUUAUAGUCUUCAACCGUACAGCCCUCAGAACAGUUACGAUGCCAGCAACAUGGAUCUCUGAGGCAAACCAUCAUGGAUCAUAACACAUCUUCGCCAGUCAUCAUGGAAAGCCACGCCGCCCAAGUAUACCGGACUGUUAGCCUAGUGUUUUAUGGGAUUAUUUUCAUCAUAGGCACAGUGGUCAACCUGACCGCACUCUGGGUCUUUGCCUUGACCACUAAAAGACGGAACUCCAUCACUGUUUACAUGAUCAAUGUUGCUUUAGUGGACUUGGUAUUUAUCUUACUGCUGCCUUUUCGAAUGGUCUACUACAGUCAAGACUACUGGCCCUUUGGAGACGUGUUCUGCAGGAUCAACGCCGCAAUAACGGUGCUCUAUCCCUGCCUGGCCUUGUGGCUCUUCGCCCUCAUUAGCACAGAUCGCUACGUGGCCAUAGUGCAGCCGCGACACACCCGAGAACUGAAAAGUGUCCGUAAAGCCCUGCUGUCCUGUGCGGGAGUCUGGAUCAUGACCCUGGGCAGCACAGCUCCGCUUGUUCUCCUGGAGGAAGACCCUGACCGCAACACAAACUAUACCACUUGCAUCAAGAUGCACGACAUUAUUUACUUGCGCCGCGACAAUCCCGUCCACUUCGCACGCAUCGUCUUCUUCUUCCUGGUGCCGGUGUGCAUCAUGGUGGGCUGUUACAUAAUCAUCGUGGACAACCUCAUCCACGGCCGCACGUCCAAACUGAAGCCCAAAGUCAAGCAGAAGUCCAUCCGGAUCAUCAUCACACUGAUCGUUCAGGUGCUGGUGUGCUUUGUGCCUUUCCACAUCUGUUUUGUUUCCAUGCUGCUGGCCAGCAGUGAGAGGGGUUACAACACCUGGGGGGCCUUCACCACCUUCCUGAUGAACGCCAGCACAGUGCUGGACAUCAUACUCUUCUACAUUGUGUCGAAGCAGUUUCAGGACCGUGUGAUCAGCGUGAUCUUGUACAGAAACUACCUGAGGAGCGUUCGCAGGAAGAGCCUUCACACCAACAGCAUUCGCUCGCUCAGCAACCUGACCAGUGCCAUGAUCUGAGGAAUAAUACAGCUGAUGGUAGCAAUGUAAACUGAAUGUAAACAUGUCAGUGUUUGAAAUUAAAUUACAGAACUGCAGAUCAAAAUGAAUGAUUAUACUAAAUAGUGAAACUGCUCACAGUAACAGCAGGUCUGCAGUUAAUAUGCAGUCAACUCACGAGACUGGUCACAUGUGCUCCAGUGUCUUCAAUGGCUGCUGCAUUGCAUCACUGCUCAUUUGCAUAAAGUUAAACUUUUAUCAGUUUUGCUGCCAGAUAUGCAUUACCACAGAUGGCACAAUAACUUUAUGUGUGAACACACCCUAUAACAAACUCUUUUUUUCCCCAGUGGAUGUGUUUCAUGCUGCAAGUGCGUGUGCCGUUUUAAAAAUUGAGAGUUUUUAAAAUCGAGUAAAAUUCAAGUUAUAAAUUGGGAUGCUAGAGUUAGAGCCACAUAUAGUGAAAUAUUUAUCAAAUGUUUAAUAGUUUUCUUGUAUACAUAUAAAACAAUUAGGCCAGAAUGGGGAUGCACUGUAAACCCGAGUGCUCAAAAUAAUAAAUUGGUGUUUGAGU